This is a messenger RNA of Pungitius pungitius (ninespine stickleback), 6406 nucleotides long. Its product is annotated as pleckstrin homology domain-containing family A member 5. The transcript is spliced from 31 exons. The coding region runs from base 76 to 4701 and encodes 1541 amino acids. Gene Ontology annotation, molecular function: phosphatidylinositol-3,5-bisphosphate binding; phosphatidylinositol-4-phosphate binding; phosphatidylinositol-5-phosphate binding. Lineage: Eukaryota; Metazoa; Chordata; Actinopteri; Perciformes; Gasterosteidae. Gene Ontology annotation, cellular component: cytosol. The record is from RefSeq and is a predicted model, not a curated record.
CGGGCUUGGCACGGCGCUGCGCACUCCAGCCCCAGAAGUAACGUUACAUCUGAGCAGUGGAGCUCUAAGCUAGACAUGGCGGCGGAUCCCAAGCCGGACUUGUUCUCCUCCCUGCCCUCUUCUUGGAGUAAUGGGGUGACUCGGGAUGGACGCAUAUUCUUCAUCAACGAAGAAGCAAAGAGCACAACCUGGUUGCACCCUGUAACGGGAGAGGCUGUAAUCACGGGGCACAGAAAAACUCAAGAUUUACCAACAGGAUGGGAGGAAGGAUACACAUUUGAGGGAGCGCGCUGCUUCAUCAAUCAUAAUGAGAGAAAGGUGACCUGUAAGCACCCAGUGUCAGGCGUCCCCUCCCAAGACAACUGCAUCUUUGUCGUAAAUGAACAGCCGGCUCCUCAAGCUUCAUCAGAGCAGGGCGGCAGCAGUGACAAGAAGGAACGUCCCAUGAGCACGAUGACCGAGGCUUCAAACUACACAGGUGGCUCUGAUUACAGCACCUUCCCUGGCAGCCCGGCCACCGCUGUCACUACAGCCACCCCCACCUCCACGUUAUCCACACGGCCAUCUAGGUCUUUCAAAAAAGUUCACAACUUUGGAAAGCGCUCAAACUCCAUCAAGAGGAACCCCAAUGCCCCGGUGGUCAAGAGCAACUGGCUUUACAAACAGGACAGCACAGGCAUGAAGCUCUGGAAGAAAAGGUGGUUUGUUCUGUGUGACAUGUGCCUCUUCUACUACCGGGAUGAGAAGGAGGACAACAUCUUGGGAAGUAUCCUGCUGCCAAGCUUUCACAUCUCAAUGCUGUCGGUGGAUGACCACAUCAGCAGGAAAUACGCUUUCAAGGCCACUCAUCCCAACAUGCGCACGUAUUAUUUCUGCACUGACUCAGCCAAAGAGAUGGAGUCUUGGAUGAAAGUCAUGACGGAUGCUGCCCUGGUCCACACUGAACCAGUCAGAAGAGUGGACAAGUUGAAAGUGGAUCAGCGAACACCUCAGGAGUUGAACAUCUUACUCAACCACAGAGUCCUAACUCGGCCUGAGAUUCAGAACAAUGAACGCAACCGUGAGCCUGUGCAACAGCAACGUUCCUUAUCUCGAGUCAACAACAAACAGCAACAAGACCCAAUGAAAACCAAUGGCCAAAUGGAGCGUGAGUACUACAGCUUACAGAGAGACGGGGAGAGGUAUGCCCUGAAAAAAGACGGGCUGAGCUACAUGCUUCAGACGGAAGAAGACCGGUAUCUCCUCCACAAAGACAGAGAGAAGAGCAUGGUCCAGAAAGACAGAGAGGUGUACGCAAUUCACAAGGAUCUGAAGCGGCAUGCUCUCCAGAGUGUGGAUGGAAAAUGUAGUGUGACGUCGACGGAGGAGAAAUACGCCCCCACUAAAGAUGGAGAGAAGUACCUGCCACAGAACGAUGGAGAAAAGUAUGCACUGCAAAUAAUAGAGGACAGGCUCACACUUCAGAAGGGACAGAAAUGCAAUCCCCAGAAAGCGGUAAAGAGACAGCUGUCACUGAAGGAGACAGAGAUGCCUGGCAUAAUGAGGAGGACAGACAGUAAAUAUGGUACCAUUCAAGUUGUGGACAAAUACGGCACUCUGAAGGCAGUGAAAAAAUACGCGACUCUCAGAGAAGGAGAUAAGUAUGCUACUCCCAGAGAUGCAGGGAGGUAUGGUACCGUUCGUGGGGAAAUGUAUGGCUUUCAGAGAGACCUGAGUGCAGAGAGGCCUCUGACUAAAAUCAGCAGCAUCAAGCUGCAGCCGGCCCAGGCCGCUGCUAUCGCUGCUGCAGUGUCGGCGUCUCGCCAUGGCCAGGCCAACCUCAAUGCCCACGUUCCUGCACAGGUCAAUGACUCAGGGUCCACGGUGGACAAUCGGACUGGGGACUGCAGCCCGGCAGAGGUGGACAGCAGCGUGGCGUUGGGUCCAGGAAAGUCCCCUGCUUCUGUCCAGGAGUCAGAGAGGGGCCUACCCAGGACCAACUCCAUGCAGCAGCUGGAACACUGGGUCCGCACAUACAGGACAAAAGGACUGGACGAUGACACCAGGAGUGUAACGUCCUAUCAGACCUUACCCAGGAACAUGCCCAGCCACUGUCCUCAGAUCGUACCCCGUUUCCCAGAGGGGUAUCGCACGCUUCCCCGCAACACUAUGAUGAGGCCCGGCAGCAUCUGCAGUGUGGCAGGGUCUGUGUAUGACCAGGCCCUCCGUCCUGCCUCCACAUACACCGUCACCACAGCGGAGAAGAGGAGGUCGAUGAGGGACGACACCAUGUGGCAGCUGUACGAGUGGCAGCAGCGGCAGGCCUUCUCCAGGCACAGUUUGGCUCAGCCAACAGCCGUGGGUCACUAUGGUACUCUUCCCAGCACAAAGACCAUGGGUAACAUCUCUGAAUACGCCGUGGCACACUCCAUACCCACCUCGCCAUCUCACGGCUCCCUGGCUCUCUACAGCACCUUCUCCCCUCCUCGCCAGCAGGUUGCUCACAACCCCAGCAACUCCCAAUCUGAUGUCUCCUCACCCGUCCUAAGUGGGGACGUGACGCAGGAACACUGGCACAGGACGCACGCCACCAAGUCUCAUCCUCCUCUCCCACAGUACAGCUACCAACCUGACAGACGAUCCCUCCCAGUCCCUCCCCAGUCCAUCACCCCACAGUCCCUGCAAGGCAAGACGCCCGAGGAGCUGACUCUGCUCCUGAUCAAGCUCCGCCGACAGCAGGCGGAGCUCACCAGUCUCCGGGAACACACAGUAGCUCAGCUAAUGGCUCUGGGUUUGGAGGGCCCCAACGCUAAGACUGAUGUUCUUUCUCAUCACCUCCAAAGGAACCUUGUUUACCUGGACAGCCAGACGAAGGACAAUGAGCCUCUAAUCUUCAUGAUUCACACUAUGAUCGAGAACUCGGCACCGAGGCCGCAACUCUAUCAGCAAACCAGUCCAGACGACUUCCAAAACGACUCCUUCACCCAGUGCACUGCAGAGCCUAAUAUAGACAUUAAGCUCAGCAGACUGUGUGAGCAGGACAAGGCAGCAAGGAUGCAGGAGGAUAAAUUACAGCAGCUACACAGAGAGAAGCAUACUCUUGAGACGGCCCUGCUGUCGGCCAGUCAGGAGCUGAAUGAACAGAGUGGCUCCAAUGCUGUAGCUACAAAGAGCCUGGUCCAGCAGAGAGACGUGCUGCAGAGCGGUCUACUCAGCACCUGCAGAGAGCUGUCCAGAGUCACCACUGAGUUGGAGCGGUCCUGGAGGGAUUACGACAAGAUGAGAGCAGAUGUCACUAUGGCUAAGUCCAACCUGCUGGAGCAGCUGGAAGCCCUGGGCAGCCCACAGACAGAACCUCCUAGCCAGCGACACAUCCAGAUCCAAAAGGAGCUGUGGAGGAUCCAGGAUGUGAUGGAGGCUCUGGCCAAAAAUAAGCCUCAGCGGAGCAUAGACAGCACAGUCUUACCUGCUUCCAAAGCGCUCUCCAGUCGACAGAAGGAUGAGGCAGUGAUGCUGCUGCCACUCAGCCCUCUCAAGGAGGGCGACAGCUUGCCCCCCCGCCCCCCUCUCCCCCAGUACUACAACUCAUCAGUGCGCCCCACAUACGCGCCCCCCCACUACUCACAUCCUGGCGGCCGCCCACCCCCCCACAUGCACCGCCCUGAAGAUCGCAAGGCCAGCGCCAGGAACGGAGUGAACAGCCAAUCGCCAGACUACCGGCUGUAUAAGAGUGAACCUGAGCUGACCACUGUGAAGGAGGAGGGAGACGAGGCCAACAACGAGGACAAGAACAAGAUGGAGAGCUCUCCUGAGAGUAAGGACGCCUCAGCUCCCGCAGUGCCUCUCUAUCCAGUGGGCAUCAUUCUUCCCAGGACCAAAUCUCCCAUGAGUCCACCAGAGUCCUCCAACAUUCCCUCCUAUGUCACCUUAAGGAAGCCCAAGAAGCCUGAAUCCAGAUCUGACCGGCCCAGGAGUGUAGUGGAUCACACAGGGUUUGGGGAGAGAGAGAUGGGUAGAACGAGGAUGAGUGUGGAGGAGCAGCUGGAGAGGAUGAGGAGAAACCAGGAAGCCUCCUCAGUCCGAGAAAAGAAGAGAGAAAACCCAUCCCGCUCGCCCUCAUUCAGCAAAGACAACCAUUUUAUUAUCCAGCAGACUAAGGUCCAGGCAGAGGCAGCCUGUGCAGACCCAGGGGAGCUGGAGGCAGCUCUACAACAGCUAAAGAUGGCUCACAUGGAGCAGAGCAGGAGUCAUACAGAACGUGCCCCUCAGGAGAUGGAGGAGGUGAAAAAUGAGUUUGAGGAGACGCAGCGGUACGGGGACGUGGACCUGCAGAUUGUGCAGGAGCCGCAGACCGAGGCCAACUACAGAGAUGAUGAGCUGUGUGAGAGCCAGAGGGUGACGAUUUUCGACCUGGGCACAGAGCCUCAGCAUGUCGAGAUUUUACACCUUCAUCCUUUUGAGGAUGAGGAAAGCAGAGAGCAAGAUGUCACCAGCUCGCCGACAAACACCACCACAGAAAACAGCUUUCAGACUCUUGAGCCGGAAACACCGAGCCCAGACCCACGGGACACGGAACCAGACUUGACACAACAGACCACCAGGGAGGAGAAGCUUGAGAAGAGAUUGAAUUCUUCCAAAAAGCCGACAGCUGACGAAAAAAAACUUAGCAACAACAACAUGUUGGUUUCACAGACGUUCACCCUGGUGAGCAGUGACACGUGAGCAACGCUGGCUUCGACAAUCACGCGUCCCUUAAAGCCACAAUGUAGCUUGCCUGCAUCGCAUGCUUCCCGGACUUUAGAGGAGGACUACUUUGAUACUACUGUUAAAAGCAGACUGAGACGGAGAGGAUGAUCACCCUGCAAACAGACUCCUCACCGAGGGGAUGCUGUCUCUUCCACACAGAAAUGAACUGUUUCUUACCACAUGUUAGAUUUAUCCAUUCUGAUACAACCCUGACCUAAACAUCAAUUCUAUGGAGUGGGAUUUGUCACAAAAUAUGUCAGCAUAAAAAUAAGAUUGUGAAAUGGUUAAGGCACAAAAGAAGCAUAAUAAAAUAUCUCUGUUUUCAAUUAAAUAAAACUUAGCAACCCAAGAUAUUUUCUUUACAAUCCUGGAGUGAGUUUAAGAGCUACUUUUUAUUAUUCUUAAUAAGUAAGAUUUGAAAAUGAAUCAGUACCCCCAAAAAAAACAUGGUAGAGCAGUUGCUCUGGAUGAAUGGGAAGCUGAGAAACGUAUGACUUUUUGAUUUGAUGACUUUUCUGUUAAGUUGUGAACUGCACGUGGAAUGAAGUCAUUAGCCCCCAGGGGGCCAUACAGUCUGUCCACAUGCAAAAUCCUCUGUCCCAAAACCCCCGGCACAGAAAAAACUCCCCCCAUAUUAAACAUUCAGAUCCUAGUGAUAUAUUAGUUUUCUGUUUUUCUUUCUUCCCCUUUUUCUGUUCAUACCUUUAUUGCUAUAAAUAUAAAGAAACAAACCAUUUCACAAUUGUGAUUGUAUGCACAACUUAUUUUGAGAUCAAUAUAGCUCCAUAGAGAUGUGUUGGCAACCAUACACACACACACACCCAUGCGCAAAAUUAUUAAAUUAAUGUUAACAUAAUCAUUCUUAGACUCUUGAUCCGGAGGAUGGGAUAUUUGCUGUUACUGAGUUCUUAGAGGUGAGCGUACACCUGCAUAUAGUCUCACUUCUGAUGGGCUGAGCACCAAAUCCCAACACACACGCAGUGCAUUGCUUUAACCAUAAAGUGACCACAGAUGCUUGCGGAUUUUAACCUGCUCAGAUUUUUUGUGUUUAUUGGAGACCGGGCGCUCCCAUACCAUUAUAUUUUCACUUUGUACCUGAGGCAUAAGAUAUUGUCCUUCAUUUGAAAUAUAGAUAUGAAUAUAUAAAAAGGUACAAAUAUAAAAAUAAAGCAUUUUUUACUUCAACAAGGUGCCACUUCAUGCUGCUGCUUCUUUUGGAUAGAAAUAAGUGUUUUGCCUAAAUUGUGAUUUUUUUAUGUAGCCUGAAGUCUGUUAACAACACAUUCAAUCUGAUGAACGUUUUUGAUUCCUAGUAUGCUUUUUCAGUUUCUAUUGUUAUACUCUUUACUUUACAUUACUUAGAAGAUAUAAACACGACAUGACACCGAUUAGAUAUGUUGAGUUGGAAUCUGCCAUAGGUGUUGAGGAAUUGGAAAAUAGCACAUGUACCAAGCAAUAAGUCGGACUAUGGAGCUCCAAGACAUCAAAUCAAUUUAAAAUAGAUGUAUACAUUGUAAAAAGAAAUAAAAAAUAAAACAAAAUAGCAUAAUGUAUAUACACACUGAAAAGAAGAGUGAAUAUUCUAACUAUAAGAUGUAUUAAUGUUAUUAGGUUCAAUAUGCAAAGUUAAUAGCCCAUCUGUUUUAUAUCAUGUGAAAUAAAUGUUGAUGUUCUUAAAAUA